UCGACAGUGAUGUGAAGAGAAGCUGACGGCUCUGCUGGUUCCGUGGAGGUCCUCCAACUCCAGAGGUUACGAGUUCUGACACAAAAGCGCGGCGCAGCGAGCAAUGAGGAAGAAAGAAAAGAGGUCCUUGUCCAACCAGAGACGCAGGUGGACCACAGAAGACAUGAGCACCAGCCAAUCCGGCACCAGGGCGGCCUCCUCUUGCCAAUUUGUGCGUGACGAAUCAAAUGCGACCCCGUAAUUGAACAACGGAUUUAUCUUUUCUACUUUGAUAAAUCAUUCAUUCCUGACACAACAUUGACUCAAGGUGCACUUACUGCUGUGUUAUUUUAUAAAUAAACAUACACAAAUCGGAUACAAUUUGUGUAUGGAUACAAAAUACAAAAUACAAGUAAAUUACCGUGCCAACACGUCCUCGCUCCCUUUAAAAAAAAAAAAAAAAAUGGCGCUGGCCCCCCGAUGAAUAGAUGUUAGAUGGCGCUCUCUCCAAUGGAUACCGCGACGACGCCCCAGGUGGCCCGGCGGGGGCGUAACGCGGCGGGGGCUCCCGCGUCGGUGGUCCUGUCCGCGGCCGCCUCCUUCCUCCGUUGGCUCGCCCUGCUGUCGAUGGUGCGGUUGCCGACGGUAACGGCCGACUGCUGGCUCAUCGAGGGCGAGAAAGGCUUCGUGUGGCUCGCCAUCUGCAGCAUGAACCAGCCGCCUUACGAGGCCAUCCCCUCCCACAUCAACAGCACCAUCGUGGAUCUGAGGCUGAAUGAGAACAAGAUACGGUCGGUCCAUUAUUCUUCGCUCAGUCGCUUUGGCAACCUCACCUAUCUGAACCUCACCAAGAACGACAUCAGCUACGUGGAGGACGGGGCCUUCUCGGCUCAAUUCAACCUGCAGGUCCUCCAGAUGGGUUUCAACAAGUUGAGGAACCUGACGGAGGGGAUGCUGCGCGGCCUCGGCAAGCUGCAGUACCUCUACCUGCAAGCCAACCUCAUCGAGUCCGUCACGCCCAACACCUUCUGGGAGUGCCCCAACCUAGAGAACAUCGACCUCUCCAUGAACAGGAUCCAGGUGCUGGACGGCGGCUUGUUCUCCGGACUCUCCAAGCUGACCACGUGCGAACUCUACACCAACCCCUUCAACUGCUCCUGCGAGCUGCUGGCGUUCCUCCGCUGGCUCUCGGCCUUCCCCAACCGGACCAGCGAGCGGAUGGCGUGCGACUCGCCGCAAGGUUUCUUCGGCUACAACCUCCUGAGCCAGAACCCGCGGCUGCCGACCCAGCGCAACGCGCUGCACGUGCUCGGCCUCGUCUGCACGGACGACGGCAGCAGCGUGACGUCCUUCUACAUGAUCGGCACGGCCGACUCCCCCACCCUGCCGCCGGAUUUCGCCUCUCCCUGCGGGCUGGACGACUGCGCCUCCGGGACCCCUCCCGACGAGGUCAUCAACAUAAGCCCCAUCUUCUCCGACAGCAAGCCGGUCAUGGUGCUGAAGCAGGUGCUGCAUUCCAGGGCCGUGAUCACGGUUCAGAUCCCUCAGCCGUACAGGAAGAUGUACAGCCUGGUGCUCUACAACAACAGCUUCUACCUGGACAUACAGGUUCUGAAGAACCAGAGGGAAGACAUCGAGCUGAACAACCUGAAGCCCAACACCGACUACACGUACUGUGUGGCCUCCAUAAGGAACUCCUUGCGCUUCAACCACACCUGUCUGACUAUCUCCACCGGACGCCGGGCCGGAGAAGACACGGCGGACAGUCAGUCGUCGGCCACCCACUACAUCAUGACCAUCCUGGGCUCCCUGUUCGUCAUGCUGCUCUUUCUCGGCCUGGUGGUCCACUGCCUGAGGAAGAAGAGGAUCAUGCAGGAGAAGGAGAGGAAGAUGAGCAGGAUCCAAAGGACUCUGAUAGAGCUCAAGUACGGCGGGGGGGAGGGGGACAUAGAGGGAGGCGGAGGAUCCGUCCCCCAGAAGCUCGGCGCCGGGGAGGGUCUGUCCAGAAUGCCGUACCUCCCUCAGGGCGGCGAGAUCGACCCGUACAAGCUGCAGGAGGUGAUCGAGACGCCGGUGCACAAGCCCGCCAAGCUCAACUACAUGGAGGUGAGAGGGUCCGGCAUCGAAAGGGAGAGGGAACGAGAGCGGGAGCGGGAGAGGGAGAGGGAGAGGGAGAGGGAGAGGGAGAUGUCGCCGCAGGCGAAUCCCCAGGGCUCAGUGGCUGAGAUCUCGACCAUCGCCAAAGAGGUGGAUAAAGUCAACCAGAUCAUCAACAACUGCAUCGAUGCCCUCAAAUCGGAGUCCACCUCCUUCCAGCAGGGGAUGAAAUCCCCCUCUUCUGCGGGCGGGGGGGCGGUUUCCACCGCCGAGCCGCAGCUGGUGCUCCUCUCCGAGCCAGGGGAGAGAGAGAGAGGAAGCGAGUUCCUCUCGCCGGUGUACAAGGGGGGGAGAGGAGGGAGAGAAGAUCGCGGGAGGAGCUAUCAUCACUCUCUGCAGCGCCACCACAGCAUGGAGGCGCCUCCCACCUCCAAAAGGCCCAGCACCUCCUCCUCCCCCGGCUCCGCGCGGAGCCCCCGCUCCUUCCGCUCGGAGGGAGGCUACCACUCGUCGGAGAGCCGCUACAUCGAGAGGGCCUCGGCCGGCGAGCGAGGGGAACGGGGCGGGGAGGCGGUCCGCGGGGUCAACCCCGCCGCGGCCAUCUUGCGGGCCGAGGCCCAGAGAAUCCGCCAGUACAACGAGCACCGCCACUCCUACCCCGGCUCCCAGCAGCACCUCCAGGAGCUGCAGCAGCAGCAGCAGCAGCAGCAGCAGCACCACCCCCAGGUCCUGCAGGACCUCCACCACCACCCGGGCGGCCGUAAGCCCUCCAUGUUGGACCCCCUCACCCUCAGCAGGCAGGCCAAGCAGCGGGAGCUGGCCUACUCCCAGCUCUCCCCGCACUACCCGCUCUCGCCCCAGUACCACAACCUCAGCUACUGCUCCAGCCCGGAGGAGGACGAGGAGGACGAGGGUCUCCUCUGCACCCCGACCCUGGGCCUGUGGGAGAGGUUCAAGCUGCACCGCAAGAGGCACCGGCAGGCGUCGAUGGAGGACGAGGGGUACGUGGCGGCCGGCCACGCCCUGAGGCGGAAGGUGCAGUUCGCCAAGGACGAGGAUCUGCACGACAUACUGGACUACUGGAAGGGGGUCUCCGCCCAGCAGAAGACCUGAUGCGCCCCCCCCGCCCCCCGCCCCACCGCGCGGAGAGAGCCAGGAACGCGCUGAAGACCGGAAAAUACCAACAACACACGGACUGAUACACAAUGGACUUGUAAAUACGCACAAACACACACACACACACACACGACUUGCAGGAUCCACGGAAUUGGACUGCACACACAGAUCUAAACACACACACACACACACAUACACACAUACACACACACGUUACACAAACCAAGCCUUUGCUUCUAAGAACACGAAGUUGGACCAAACUAAUAUAUUAUAUUGAACAACAAAGCAUAGCUUAGAGAUACUGAGUUACGUUUUGUAAUGUAAUGCACAUUAUAGCUCAGACGUAUGUAGCUGUUUGUACUAAGUUUUGAAUGAAGAAAAAAUAAGAAUAAUAAUAAUAAUGAAAAUUAAGAGCAGAAACCUUAAAUGUUGCCAGGCAACCCAUCCUGAACCGCCUAGCCACGCUUUCAAUCUGCCUCCAGACUUGAUCCAUCCAUGCGACCCGACCGCGGCCCGACUGACCUCUCCGGUGGUUGCCAGUCGCCGCGGUGACCCGUUUAACGUUCUGCCUCGACGGGAAAGCUCGGGGACGCUGCUUUAAAAAAAGGAAAAAAGAAAAAAUACAACAUUUGAAAAGAUCCGCCGUUAUGUGGGAGAUUUUUUUACAUCACAGUGACAGACUGUGGAUGGGUCGCCAGGCAACAGUCAUAUUCUACCGUGCUGGGAAGGAGUCGGUGGCUCUCACCAGGACGUUAGCAUAAUGUGCCAAAUCAACAAAGUGUGUGUGUGUGGGGGGGGGGGGGUAGAGCCCCUGCAGCGUACCAACUUCCCCCCCCCGCCACUGUUUUUAUAGAGAUUUUAAAAACCUAGAAUGAUAUGUUACUACUAUUAAUUAUUCUUAUUACUGGUCUUCUUCUUAUUCUUGUGCUCCGCUCCAUUAAUAUUCUAUUAUUUCAACACUGACUGUUUCUAAAACCUCUCAGUCCGAGAAGCACCGACGACGGACCAGACUUUUGAGUUCUUCUUUUCUACCCAAGAGGAAUGUGCUCUCUGCCGAAAAAACCAGACCCCCCCCCCCCCCUACACCUGCUCCUCCUCCUCCUAAAGAGGGGCCGCUGUACAGAUGAGAGAGAGAAGUUCUAUAUUUGCAACAGAGGUGACUGUUUAGUUUGCACGACGUCCCGGUGGUCGGCUGCCUGCCACUCAUUGAUUUUGAAAUGGAGAUAAGAAUUCUAAUCUUCAAAUGAAUGUUUUUGACGGGGGGGGGGGACAUAUCUGCACUGUUCAAAAUCAAAAAAACGACUCUUCGGGAGAAGACUUGAACUCUCAG
Messenger RNA from Pungitius pungitius (ninespine stickleback), 4522 nucleotides. Its product is annotated as protein ELFN1-like. Gene Ontology annotation, molecular function: protein binding. The record is from RefSeq and is a predicted model, not a curated record. The transcript is spliced from 5 exons. Gene Ontology annotation, cellular component: plasma membrane. NCBI's taxonomy places the organism in Eukaryota, Metazoa, Chordata, Actinopteri, Perciformes, Gasterosteidae. The coding region runs from base 475 to 3189 and encodes 904 amino acids.